UCCGCGCGCCGCCGCGCCGCCGUGUCGGAGGCGGGAGGGGUCCGGCGCAGCCAUGUUCGUGGCGCGCAGUAUCGCGGCGGACCACAAGGAUCUCAUCCAUGAUGUGUCUUUUGACUUCCACGGGCGGCGGAUGGCCACCUGCUCCAGCGACCAGAGCGUCAAGGUCUGGGAUAAAAGUGAAAGUGGGGAAUGGCAUUGCACUGCUAGCUGGAAGACACAUAGUGGAUCUGUGUGGCGUGUGACAUGGGCCCAUCCUGAGUUUGGACAGGUUUUGGCUUCCUGUUCUUUUGACCGAACAGCUGCUGUCUGGGAAGAAAUAGUAGGAGAAUCAAAUGAUAAACUGCGCGGACAGAGCCACUGGGUCAAGAGGACAACGCUGGUGGACAGUAGAACGUCCGUUACCGAUGUGAAAUUUGCUCCUAAGCAUAUGGGUCUCAUGUUAGCAACAUGUUCAGCAGAUGGGAUAGUUAGAAUCUAUGAGGCUCCAGACGUCAUGAAUCUCAGCCAGUGGUCUCUGCAGCAUGAGAUUUCAUGCAAACUCAGCUGUAGUUGUAUUUCUUGGAACCCUUCAAGCUCUCGUGCUCAUGCUCCCAUGAUUGCUGUAGGAAGUGAUGACAGUAGUCCAAAUGCAAUGGCCAAGGUUCAGAUUUUCGAAUAUAAUGAAAACACCAGGAAAUAUGCAAAAGCUGAAACUCUCCUGACUGUCACAGACCCUGUUCAUGAUAUCGCCUUUGCUCCAAACUUGGGACGAUCUUUCCACAUUCUUGCCAUAGCAACCAAAGAUGUGAGAAUUUUUACAUUAAAGCCUGUGAGGAAAGAACUUACUUCCUCUGGUGGGCCAACAAAAUUUGAAAUCCAUAUCGUGGCUCAGUUUGAUAAUCAUAAUUCUCAGGUCUGGCGAGUGAGUUGGAAUAUAACAGGAACAGUGCUGGCAUCUUCAGGAGACGAUGGCUGUGUGAGGUUGUGGAAAGCUAACUAUAUGGACAACUGGAAGUGUACUGGCAUUCUGAAAGGUAAUGGGAGCCCUGUCAGUGGGAGUUCUCAGCAGGGAAACUCAAAUCCGUCCAUAGGUUCAAAUAUCCCAAGUCUUCAGAAUUCACUAAAUGGAUCUUCUGCUGGCAGGUAUUUCUUUCCCCCUCUGGAUUCCCCACGGGCUGGAUCGAGAUGGUCCAGUUAUGCCCAGCUCCUUCCUCCUCCUCCUCCUCCUCCUCUGGUAGAGCACUCUUGCGAUGCUGACACUGCCAGUCUCCAGUAUCCUCACCCUCGCAGACGAUCUCUCUCUCGGCCUCUUAAUCCCUUACCUGAGAAUGAAGGGGUUUAAAAAACACUGAUUUAACACUUAAAGGCCUUAUUCAAGUGCUUGUAAAUGCUUUCAUUCCUGGCUUUUUGUUUUUCUUUCAGAAGAUUUUUCUAAUUUAGGGUGUGUCUUGCAUGUAUUACAACCAGAACAUGGUGUUUGGAACCUAAAUGUGUUUGUGCUUUUGCAUCAAAGGAAUAUUUGUUUCAUUGGUUGAUAACCUUUGAUGAAAUGAUGAGACAUGUACACACAACAUUAACUGUGAGUUACACACAAAUGGUUGACUUCAAAGUGCCUGUUCUGUACAUUUUAUUUUGAACCGUUAUGGUGUUAAGUUUCUUAUGGUUUGUCAUACUGGUUAAUGUGAAAGCAUAUCAUAAAGUUCACCUUGCCUUUGAGACGUACUGAGAACUGUUUCUGAUUUUUCAGGCUAAUGUUGCAACUGACUAGUUUGUAAAAUAAAAUCAUUCCUGUGUAUAAAGCAGCAAAACAUAAUAAAGACUGUUUGGUCUUUUUUUUCUUUUAAAGAAA
Budorcas taxicolor (takin) is the source of this 1828-nucleotide messenger RNA. It is a transcript of the gene SEH1L, whose product is annotated as SEH1 like nucleoporin. Gene Ontology annotation, molecular function: protein binding; structural molecule activity. NCBI's taxonomy places the organism in Eukaryota, Metazoa, Chordata, Mammalia, Artiodactyla, Bovidae. Gene Ontology annotation, cellular component: Seh1-associated complex; nuclear pore outer ring. The coding region runs from base 53 to 1321 and encodes 422 amino acids. The transcript is spliced from 9 exons. The record is from RefSeq and is a predicted model, not a curated record. Gene Ontology annotation, biological process: cellular response to amino acid starvation; positive regulation of TORC1 signaling.